Myripristis murdjan (pinecone soldierfish) is the source of this 2392-nucleotide messenger RNA. It is a transcript of the gene rundc3ab, whose product is annotated as RUN domain containing 3Ab. Bases 259 to 1554 code for a protein of 431 amino acids. The record is from RefSeq and is a predicted model, not a curated record. The transcript has 11 exons. NCBI's taxonomy places the organism in Eukaryota, Metazoa, Chordata, Actinopteri, Holocentriformes, Holocentridae.
CAGAGGCAAUUCAGCACAGUGGUGGAAAAAAUAACAGAGCAUCCUACUGUAUGCCAUAGCGCAGCCUGUAAGUCCCAAGGUGCAGCUUUAUCGUUAAGGAGAUAAGCUGAAGCUUGUGGAGGUCUGGAGCUCGGAUGCGGGCAGCGGCAUCUCUCCUCGCACCCAGAAGUGGAUGAGGAAGGUCGGCCGACAGGGAGGGGUUCUUUGAUUUGAGGAGCGACACAGCGGGCUGCCCUCCCCUGGCCUGCCUCCUCCUGGAUGGAGUCGGGCUGUGUGCAGGCAGCGAUGGCCAUGGGAGAUGUCUCGAAAAAAGCAUCCACUCGAAACGUGGCGGUGGAGCGCAAAAACCUCAUCACCGUUUGCAGGUUUUCAGUAAAGACGCUGUUAGAGAAGUACACAGCCGAACCCAUCGAUGAUUCCUCUGAGGAGUUCAUCAAUUUCGCUGCUAUCCUUGAACACAUCCUCAGCCACCGCUUUAAAGGCUCUGGCAGCUGGUUUGAUGGCCAGCGGAGCUACUGGGACUUCAUCCGCCUGGCCUGUGGCAAAGUCCCCAACAGCUGCAUCAGCAGUAUAGAGAGUAUGGAGAACAUCAGCACGUCACGAGCCAAGGGUCGAGCCUGGAUGAGAGUGGCCCUGAUGGAGAAGAGGCUGUCUGAAUACAUAGCCACUGCCCUGAGGGACAGCAGGACAACCAGGAGGUUCUAUGGAGAAGGAGCCAUCAUGUUAAGAGAGGAAGCCACCGUCCUCACAGGGAUGCUCAUAGGGCUGGGAGCCAUAGACUUUAGCUUCUGUCUGAAAGGGGAGGCCUUGGAUGGGAAAUCGACUGCUGUGAUCGACUAUACACCUUACUUGAAAUUCACACAGAGCUAUGACUACCUGAGUGACGAUGAAGACAGACAGAGUGUUGACAGCAGCACCAGUGACGACAGCGUCCCCGAGCACCCUUACAUCCCGCUGGUCACCGAUGAGGAGAGCUGGAGCACAAAGUGCCGCAAGAUGGAGCAGCGGUUCAAGAUUGUUUACGCCCAGAAGGGUUACUUGGAGGAGCUUGUGCGUCUGCGCGAGUCCCAGCUGAAGAACAUGGAGACAGAGAACAAGAGACUAAAGGCCCGGCUGGACGAGCUGCAGAGCCAGAGCCAGCAGGAGAAGAGGGAGCUGGAGGCCAUUGUCCUGGAGCUGCAGGAGCAACUGACAAGUUUGAUUCCAUGUGACUCCAACCAUCUGGCCAAAAACCUCUCCAUCCCCUUGGUCAACCAGUGGCCGACUCUGCAGCCCUACAACAACCAGGAGGAGGUCAAGCUGUUCCGCAGGAGGAGCUUCCCCAGCACAGAGCUGCUGUCUGUGGAGGUUAGCCUGGAUUCAGACUCCCAGAGGAUCGAGGGGAAGCAGAACGGAGGAGCCUGGUGCACAGAUAAGGACUACACCCCCUCCAUGAUGGGCCUGUGUGGAUCCUUGGCUUCCCUUCCAAGCUGCAAGUCUUUGGCCAGCCUCAAGUCCAGCGAGUGCCUGGUCAACAUCAGCACAGAGAACAGCCCUGCCCUCUCUCCCAGCUAGGGGGCGCCGGACAACCACUGCCAAACACUCACAGACACUGAGACAAUUCAACGUGAACACAAAAACAGACUACUUUCGGUAGGAGUGUGAAUGCUCUCUUUUGUGGCCCUUAUUUGAGUCCCUUUACACUUAAGCUCUGAGCCCAGCACUCUCUCCACUUACAAACACACCGUUCUGCAUAGGCUGCCAAGAGUUUGUGACAGAGUAGCCUCUCUAUCUGGGACUGUCAAAUAAAGAUAUAGGAAUAGCUGCUGUACUGCCUGAUGGCCUCGUUCAGUUUCACUGUCUUUCACUGUCUUGACAUGAUUAAACCUCUUGGACUGCAAACAACAAGUUCAUGCUCAACUUCUCUUACUUCAUGAUGCUCGAUCCUGUGUGAUUACAGUCAUACCUUUGCUUGUCCCAUUCAUGGAAACUCACUAUGGGGUUGUUCUGUAUGUACUUGUCUGUCCAUUUAUCUGUGUCUUAUCAGUCUGUCAGCGGUGGUGUCUCAUUCUGCCCAUUGUAUGCACGGGCAGUGCAGGACAGAUGAGCUGAUAUAACCUCCUAGUAAAGAGGAAUGAUGUUUUUCCAUAGUAUAUCACAUUAUUAUAAGAAGACUAGUUAAAUGAUAAAAGAGCUGCAGAGCGGAUGUUUGUAAUGCACUGAGUCAAAUGUUUGACCAGAGGCUUUUAGGAUGAAAAUUAAUGAAGAUUAUUCAAAGCAGCUUUGUGGUAUUAGGAUGAAUGGAAGAUUAGGCCUUAUUCAAUCAAAGGUUAGAGCCACGUUUCUUUGAUGUGGUGUAAAGGUUGUGUUGGGUUACGUUUUGCAGAGCCACUAUAAUGCAAACAAAAAAAAA